CGCCGUGCCAUCGCCCUGCGCCCCCUUCUCCAGCUCUGGGUGCGGAGAAUCCCGGGGAGAUUGGCCACAAGGGCAACGGGGGGGUGCCUGGGGGUGAUGGGGGGACAGCAGGGGCUGCGAGAGGAGGGCUGGGGGUCCGGCAGAGCAUCUGCAGCGAGGAGGGGGCUGCUGCGGAGGAGCCCCUCCUUGGAGAGGCGGCGCCUGGCGCGGGUGACAUCAGCUGCUGGGGAGCUGGGAUGCUGAGCCUGGCCCUGGCAAGGCGGCUGUGCCAUCGCUUCCAGCUCCAUCCUCCCCCUCCAGCCCCACCCCACACAGCUCAGGGGUGUCCCCUCCAAAAAGAAAACACAACAGGAGCCAUUGUCUGUUCCUGGCGGGCCCGGUGGGCGCUGAGGAUGCUGCGCUAGGGGCUGCGGAUGGUGCUCACCCUGCUCGUCUCCGUCUACAAACUCUGCCGCCUCUUCGCCAUGUCGGGUAUGGAGAGGCUGGAGGUGCCCGAGUGCGUGAGCCAGGCGGGGUGCUGGGCUGCUGGCAGCUCCGGGGAGCGCCGUGAGGUUUCCCCCGGGGUGAACACGGACGUACGGGCAGCCCUGGAGCGCAUCCUGCCCGCCCUGCAGCGCUCCAUCGCCUGCGCCAAGCAGGCGGCCGGCCCCGGCGAGCUGAGGCAGGCCAUCAGCGAGGUUUUCCAGCUGGUGGAGGAGGCCUGGGGGAUGCCCACCCUGGGGAGGGACGUGGCCAAAGUGCUGUGCGACGUGAUCCGCCUGGAGGGAGGCCUGGACCUGCUGCUCAACCUGCUCUACACGGCGGAGCUGGAGACCAAGUGCCAGGCGGGGAAGCUGCUGGAGCAGAUCCUGGUGGCAGAAAACAGGGAUCGGAUCGCUCGGAUCGGUCUGGGGGUGAUCCUGAAUUUAGCCAAGGAGCGAGACAUCCCCCCGCUGGCGCAGAGCGUCUCCGGCAUCCUGGAGCACAUGUUCAAGCACACGGAGGAGACCUGCUCCCAGCUCAUCUCCGACGGGGGCCUGGAUGCCAUCCUCUACUGGUGCCGCUGGACGGACCCCAUCGUGCUGCGCCACUGCGCCAUGGCCUUGGCCAACUGCGCCAUGCACGGCGGGCAGGCCAACCAGCGCCUGAUGAUCGAGAAGAGGACGGCCGAGUGGCUUUUCCCGCUGGUGUUCUCCCGGGACGACGAGCUGAUCCGCCUGCACGCCUGCCUGGCCAUCACGGUGCUGGCCACCAACAAGGAGAUCGAGAAGGAGGUGGAGCGCUCGGGGACGCUGGCGCUCGUGGAGCCCUUCAUCGCCUCGCUGGACCCGGAGCGCUUCGCCUGCCGAAUGCUGGGCAGCAGCGACAGCAGCCAGGGCAGGACGGCCGAGGACCUGCAGCGCCUGGUCCCUUUGCUGGACAGCUCGAGGCUGGAGGCGCAGUGCAUCGCCGCCUUCUACCUGUGCGCCGAGGCUGCCAUCAAAACCAGGCAGAAGCAAACCAAGAUUUUCAGCGAGAUCGGGGCCACGCAGAGCCUGAAGCGGGUGGUGUGCUACUCCACCAGCAGCACCACCUCCUCCCUGGCCAAAAAGGUGCUGCGCAUGAUAGGGGAGGAGGUUCCUCGGCGCAUCCUGCCCACGGUGCCCAACUGGAAGCCCUGCGAGGUGCAGACGUGGCUGCAGCAGAUCGGAUUCAACAAAUACUGCCAGAGCUUCCUGGACCACCAGGUGGACGGGGACAUUCUCCUGAGGCUGACGGAGGAGGAGCUGCAGGAGGACCUGGGGAUGGGCUCCAGUAUCACCCGCAAGAGGUUUUUCCGGGAGCUGACGGAGCUGAAAACCUUCGCCAACUACUCCACCUGCGACCGCAGCAACCUGGCCGACUGGUUGGGAGGCAUUGACCCCCGGUUUCGGCAGUACACCUACAACCUGCUGACCUGCGGCAUCAACCGCAGCUUCCUGCACCGCGUGACGGAGCAGCAGCUGCAGGACGACUGCCACAUCGCCACCGGCUUCCACCGUGUCCGCAUCCUCUCCGCCGCCAGGGAAAUGCUUCACUCCCCUAUAACGCUGCAAACUGCGUCGGAUGGCACCGAUGUGUUUAUCAGCUACCGGAGGAGCACCGGCUCGCAGCUGGCCAGCCUGCUGAAGGUCCACCUGCAGCUGCACGGCUUCAGUGUCUUCAUCGACGUGGAGAAGCUGGAGGCAGGGAAGUUCGAGGACAAGCUGAUCCAGAGCGUCCUGAGCGCCCGUAACUUCGUGCUGGUCCUCUCGCCCAACGCGCUGGAUAAGUGCAUGGCAGACCCCGAGUGCAAGGACUGGGUGCACAAGGAGAUUGUGACGGCCCUGAACUCUGGCAAGAACAUUGUACCCGUUACAGACCAUUUUGAGUGGCCUGACCCAGAAACCCUCCCCAAGGACAUGAGGGCCGUCCUGAAAUUUAAUGGCAUCAAAUGGUCCCACGAGUACCAGGAGGCCACGAUCGACAAAAUCAUCCGCUUUCUCCAGGGCCGGUCCUCCCGGGAUUCCUCGGCGGGGUCGGAGAACGGCCUGGACUGUUUGCCUGCUCCCGGGCAGACCUAGGAGCAGCACGGCUGCCUCAGCCCCCCCGCAGACUUUCCAGGUGACCCCUAUUUCCGUGGGGCCGAGUUUCUCCCUCUAGAUUUUCCCCCAUCCUAGUACCUUCCCUACCCUCUCUCCCUCAGGACCUGACACCUCUUGGCUUGAGACCAGGCCGUGGCUCAGGCAGCCAUGGGGCGUUAGCCCCCCUCCACCCUCCAAAUGCAAGCCCUUGGGGCUGAAAGGCCAGCACUCCCUCGUAGGGUGCCCGGUGAGCCUCCAGGGCAGCCCCUGGGGUGGAUGAGCCGUUUUUCAGGCCAUCCCUUGGGGCAGCAGGACCUGCAGGCUGAGCCUCCUGCAGUGCAGGGGGUGCAGGGGGAACCAGGACAGUGCAGCCCCCCUGCAGAAGGCUGCAGCUCCCCCCAGAGAUGAAGCCAAAGAGGAGGCAGCUUCCAAGGAGCUAAAGUUGUGGGGUUUUCCAGGGGUUCGCUGCAGGAGGACACCAUGGCCUCUGCUGGGUGCUGCAGGAACAUCGGUGUGGGUGGGAAAGAGCAAAUAAAAGCUAAGCCCCAACAAAAUCCCUGUGUUUGGGAAAGAUAACACGCACAGGCCUUCCAAACUGCUCGGCAGAAGCUUUCUCUUCCCCAGCAAUAUCCCUUUAUCACCCAAGCUUGCUCCCUCCUCGAGGCCUUUCUCCUCCUAAUGCUGCAAAACCACUUUGUGCUCUUAGCUCUGGUGGCAGAGGUUUGGCUUUAGGUCACAGGAAGUUUCCAAAGGGUCUUUACCAAAAAAAAAGUGCUUUAAAACCACCACCUUUCCCUCCGUCCGGUGUCUCAGCUUUACCACUUUUAUCAGGUGUAUUUAUUUAUCUGUAAGGCACAGGAGGCUGGAUUGCGACUCUGCAAAACGUAUAUCCAGGCAGAUACGGACGAUGCUAACUGCUGCACUGUACUUGUGGAGAUGUUUUCCACUGGCUGCAUUUUAUUCUGUUGUUGGUGCUCCACAGCAGAUCUCCUCUACGGUCUGUUCCUUCGAGCAGGGGCUGGCACAUCCCUUUGUGGCCUAGCACUUACCCCGACAGCCCUGGCUAAGCUCCUCCGGCUCAGGGACGUCCCCACGCUGCUGGAUGCAAUACCAAAUAGCACUUGUUUCCUUUUACCAGCCUCUUCCCAACGCCCACCAGAUCUUUUUUGUAGCUACUCACCUUGAAAUAUCAGGUAAGAGCCGAGGUUGACGCAAAGGGCAGGUGGAGGCUGCUAGGUGUGAGCACAGGCUGAGAGCACCCCGACACGCCUCUGAAUUCUGCCCUCCUGGCCUUGUCCUGCUUCUCACACCUGCUCGGAGGGCGAUUAGGCUUUCAGCAACAUGGUAUUUUGCAAUUAGGACCAGACACUGCAACUCCUACCUGCGUUCUUCUGUUUUGGUGCAGAGCACGGUUACUAACGCAAAAGACUUCCUCACUCAGGACACACUCGAGCAAGCCAUGCCCAGGGAGCAGCAGCCUGCCCAGCACUCUGGGGAUCAGGCUGAUGCAGUAGGAAAUUCCUCAGCCUGUCCCUGCUCAGGCUAACCCACCCUUUCCAGGAGGCAAUGAGGAGGCAGAGCUAUGUUCCAGCCCACAAGCACUCACCUUGGCUCUCCGUGAAGCCUUGCUACCUGCCUUAGCUGGCAUGACACAUAACUGCACAUAAACACAACUCCUUUUGGCUUGGAUUUAUGAGCAUAUCGUAAGAAGAAAAGUAAGUUAAAUUCUGGUGCUUAAUCAGAGCUUUAUGGAGAGCUCUUAUCAGCUCACAGAUAAUGGCGUCUUUGCUCUCCAGUGAAAGGUUAAUAGCCAGGUCUGCCCAGCCCUCAUCAGAAAUAGCAUCACCUAAUCUUCAGAUUAAAUACGAGGAAGGCAGCAGAUGAGCCCAAAGGUGAAUCUGCCAGAGGAUAAAAGCAACUUGUGAGCUGCUUCAGGGAAAAAUCCUGAGUAAUUUAUUGAAGGUCAAGGCCUCUGUGGCCAUUAAAGGAGUCCCACACAAACAGUCCAAAGGAUUUUUCUCUCUAAAAUAACACACAGUAAGAUUCUCGUGUCUUGUUUCCCAGGAGCUCUCUAGCAUUUAACCUCCUCACCCUCCACUCAAUAGACAAGAUUUAGUUGUCCUCUACAGCUUUGGUGUCUUACCUGCACUGAGAUCACAGCCCAUGCCCCAGCUGCCCAGACUGUAACUCAUCCUGUUUCCCUGUUAGGCGAUUAUCUUCACCCUGAUGAACUCACUGCUCUUGACAAAACACCCCAUGCCCGUCCACUUCCAGUCAAAGCAGACAUCCCCAAGGAGAUCAUAGAACAUCCGAGUUGGACGGGACCCAGUAAGAUCAUCGAGUCCAACUCCUAAAAUAAGUGCUUCUGUUCUCACCCUUCCUUACCCCUUUGCCAUGCCAUGUCAGAAAGUAUUUAAAGUUGUUCUAUUGGACAUUAUUAAUAAAUUUGGUUUAUACUCUAAA
Anas platyrhynchos (mallard) is the source of this 5024-nucleotide messenger RNA. It is a transcript of the gene SARM1, whose product is annotated as sterile alpha and TIR motif containing 1. The record is from RefSeq and is a predicted model, not a curated record. Gene Ontology annotation, molecular function: protein binding; signaling adaptor activity; NAD+ nucleosidase activity. Gene Ontology annotation, cellular component: dendrite. Lineage: Eukaryota; Metazoa; Chordata; Aves; Anseriformes; Anatidae. Gene Ontology annotation, biological process: negative regulation of MyD88-independent toll-like receptor signaling pathway; signal transduction; response to axon injury.